Messenger RNA from Ictalurus furcatus (blue catfish), 656 nucleotides. RefSeq names its product cystatin-B-like. Gene Ontology annotation, molecular function: cysteine-type endopeptidase inhibitor activity. The coding region runs from base 165 to 464 and encodes 99 amino acids. NCBI's taxonomy places the organism in Eukaryota, Metazoa, Chordata, Actinopteri, Siluriformes, Ictaluridae. The record is from RefSeq and is a predicted model, not a curated record. Gene Ontology annotation, cellular component: cytosol. The transcript is spliced from 4 exons.
UGUUUGCGGUAGGGGCCGGACGUAGUCAUGUGAUUUGCUGUUCUGUUUAGGGGCGGGGUUUAUUCAGAGUUGUACAUGUAUUGUGUUUGCUGCACCUUUUUGUUUUCUGCUGUGUAAACCGGAAGUUUGCAGUUUGAAACUACGCGCUUUUUGCUACAGCAAUAAUGGCUUUGUGUGGAGGGCUCUCCGAGGUCAGAGACGCCACUGCUGAGGUGCAGAACAUCUGUAAUGAGAUGAAGCCUCAUGCAGAACAGAAAGCAGGAAGAACGUUUGACGUCUUCACUGCUAAAUCCUUCAAGACACAGGUGGUAGCUGGGACGAACUAUUUCAUCAAGGUCCAUGUGGGUGGCAAGGACUUUGUUCACCUGCGUGUCUAUAAGAUGCUGCCUUACGCUGGAGAAAAACUGGAACUUACUGAAAUUCAGACAGCCAAAGCCCAGCAGGACCCCAUCGAAUACUUCUGAACAUAUUCUCCAUUAAGAAAGACACCAUAGACACUGUACUAACACUCUGUGUGAAUUUGUAUUACAUAUGGAAUGUCACAGGGUUAACCCUGGGUGUCGUUAAUCACAACAUCUUUGUUCUGUUUUCAUUUCUGAACUGAAAAAACGAGAUACUUCUUCAUUUAAUAAAAAGACCGUGAUAAAUAGCAGUCA